AUGAAGACCCUUCUCCUGCUAGUUUUGGUUGGCUGUGUGCUAACUGUAGCACUAGCCUUUCCAUCCGGGGAACUUCUUCGCACAAAGAUUCAAGACAGUGGAGAGCUCGAUAAAGCAGAAAGGUUAGUCACAUGUACAAAGAGUUAAUGUAGUUUUAUGGCAUAUCAUUUUUGGGAGGGGUUAUACUGAAACACGCAGUGGAACUUCUAUUAUUUAAUCUGCUGCGUAUGUUAAAUGAUCAGGUUUUUCUCCCAUAAUUAAAGCUUAACUACAUAGGUUGAGACUUUGAAACGUAAUUUGUCUCACUGGAACUAAAAAAUUGGCCCUUCUUAAAUAUAGCACUAUGACCCAACAUUAAAAUUAACACCAUUUAAAAAUACUUAUUUUUCUUCAGUGAACUCCUCUUGGGCACAAAAAAUGUAGCGGGCAGAAUUGACGCGGAUAACACUGAUACAGAAGAAAGUGACAGUGAUGAUAAAUAUGGUGAUGCUGAAUUGAACAGGUAUGCUUAGUACGAUUGAAUUAGAUGAAAUUAUACUUCUAUUAAAAACACUGUUUACUCCAAAGUUCAUUUUUUCCCUAACUCAUAGUUUCAUUAAAAUGUGUAAAGUAUCAAAUGAAUAACAGAACAGAAUAACAUUUGUGGCAGUAAUAGUGAAAUUGCACUUGUGAAGGUAUAUAGCUUAUUCCUGUUCUAAGUAAAAGAAACGCGAAAUUGAAUGGUAAUUUUGGGAUUAUUGUUCGCAACUCAAAUUGACCAUUUUUUUGUUUUUUUGUUUGUUUGGUGAUCACUUUACAGUACGCUUGAUCUUGAUAAACAUUGCUCAUCCUGUGUGGGACAAUUUUCACAUAUAAACGUAGUAUACACGUUUGGCCUUGCUACUAUGAGGCUCUCUGUAUCNAAGAAAGUGACAGUGAUGAUAAAUAUGGUGAUGCUGAAUUGAACAGGUAUGCUUAGUACGAUUGAAUUAGAUGAAAUUAUACUUCUAUUAAAAACACUGUUUACUCCAAAGUUCAUUUUUUCCCUAACUCAUAGUUUCAUUAAAAUGUGUAAAGUAUCAAAUGAAUAACAGAACAGAAUAACAUUUGUGGCAGUAAUAGUGAAAUUGCACUUGUGAAGGUAUAUAGCUUAUUCCUGUUCUAAGUAAAAGAAACGCGAAAUUGAAUGGUAAUUUUGGGAUUAUUGUUCGCAACUCAAAUUGACCAUUUUUUUGUUUUUUUGUUUGUUUGGUGAUCACUUUACAGUACGCUUGAUCUUGAUAAACAUUGCUCAUCCUGUGUGGGACAAUUUUCACAUAUAAACGUAGUAUACACGUUUGGCCUUGCUACUAUGAGGCUCUCUGUAUCACAAUAGAUAGAGCAACCACCUAGUGUUACUUAAAGAGGUCAUGGACUUCAAAUUCCUGUCAGGGACUCAAGAUUUUUUCUUUGUCCCACGCUCGUCAAUAGAUUUUCGUAAAGGCCGACUUAAGUGAAAACAUAGCAGUAAAAAAAAAAUGUGUGCUAAUAUUGAAACAAUCAUUCGUGCACUACCAUUCACUGAGUCAGUGUGAAUUUUGUGUCUUUUAACGUAGGCUCGGAACCCUGUAGGGGACUCGUUAAUAAUUUUUUUUUUUUUUUUGUGACGGGCUCGGUAACUCGCAUACAAUGGAGUGACUUAACUGAAAACAUCGCAGUAAAAGGGGACAAAAUUAUGCAGUGAAUCGCAAAUUGCCUACGGUAGGUGGCGUAAAAUAUUUGUCAAAUGUUUCAAACAUCUUGUUACUGAGCCUCUGAAAAGAAGACAAGAAUAAUGUUUUUGUUUUAGUAAAUCAGAAAAUCGUUUGGAAGACGAUGGCAGCGAAGAAGACGAGCAAAGCGAUUUGUUUGAUGACGACAACGAUGAUUAUGAUGAUGAUGAAGAGGAAAGGUAA
Messenger RNA from Porites evermanni, 1913 nucleotides. NCBI's taxonomy places the organism in Eukaryota, Metazoa, Cnidaria, Anthozoa, Scleractinia, Poritidae. The record is from the annotation of a GenBank genome assembly.